AUGUUUGGGCGUGUAGGGCGUGGCCUGCGGACCGCAGCUGGCCCCUGGCGGACGCCUACGACGACAGCCCUACCUUUCUGCCGCCCAUGGCAUAGUUCCCCUGUAGUGUCGCGUGCGCGCGCGCCACCAUCGUCCAAAAGCAAAAGGGCGUCGGUACCCUCAGCCACCGCUACGGCGGCCAAUACACUUCGACGGUUCCUGGAAGAACGUGGGAUCUUGGCCAAGGCCGAUACACGUUUUGACUUCAUCUCCCGCAAAGCUGUGCCGCCCGGUCCAUCGCCGUAUGCCCUACGUCGAGCUCGCCUACCCAGCGCCAAAGCCAAAGCGCUCGCACUGGAAAGCAAAGCCCUGCGUGAGCAAGUCGCUUCACAGCAGGCCCCGAUACCGUCGCGCACCGAGCUAGGCCCGUCAAACGCCAUUCAACCUUGGCACGAAGAUGAUACGCGGCCCACCCUGCCCCUCACAGCCAUGCGCAUUCCAUCGAGCGACCUGCCCGAAGCCGCGGCAUUUGCUACGGCCCAAUCGUACAAUUUCGACGUAUUGCUCAGCAGCGGGCGCUUGCCGGCCAAUUGGGUAUGGCUCGAGGACCGAGAGGUGAUCUACAUUCCUGCAUGGCCUGCGCCGACGACAGGCGAACCUGUGGGCAGCGUGUUUAUUUUCCGCUCGGGAUGCUACACGACAUGGGGCUUAUCGCCCGAGCAGAACGCAGCGUUCUACAAUGAAGUGCUACGUGACGAUCAUGUCCCUGUGGAGCAGCAUCAAUACACAGUCGCGGGCGACGAGGCCAUGGAGUUUGUACGUCUGCCGAACGAAGCGACGCGGAUCGUCGGCGACUUGAUCGUGCUGGGCCAGCCGCCUGAACAGCCAGAUCGUCCCAGCCGCCUAUCCCAUACAUCAAGCACACCAGGCACACCGAAAUCAAACGCCCACGGCCCUUCGCUGAGCUUGCAAGCUCGUUUGGCCUUCUCGCAAGGGUUGGCGGCCUCAGCUCGUUUGACAGUGCAAGAAUCUGUCUUGUCCGAGUACGCAACGGGCGUAGCGCCCAUCCCUGAGCUCCUGGAAGCGAAUGGAAAAGUACCGCUAUCGCGUCGCGAUGUGAUUCGCAAGUUGGGCUCCCUUUUACGCAUUCGACAACGCCUGAACUUGGAUCGGGAUAACUUUAUUGACGAUCCUGAGCUGUACUGGGAAAACAGUCAUAUGGAGGCAUUGUACCGAAGUAUAUGCACCGCCCUCGACAUGAAGCCACGUAUCGAGUCGAUGAAUGCCAAACUCAACCACUGCGAAAAUUUGCUGGAGGUCCUGCGCGCUCUGCUGACUGAAGAGUCGAGUCACCGUAUGGAGCUGAUUAUUAUCUAUUUGAUUGCGUUCGAAGUGGCAAUGGCGCUGGUGAGCCACGAAUAUAUCCCUACGCCUCUGACGAUGUGGCACUGGCUCAGGGGCACAGACGCCGCACUCACGAGCCCUGCGACCAUAUAG
Malassezia pachydermatis is the source of this 1476-nucleotide messenger RNA. RefSeq lists its product as hypothetical. Gene Ontology annotation, biological process: positive regulation of mitochondrial translation. Lineage: Eukaryota; Fungi; Basidiomycota; Malasseziomycetes; Malasseziales; Malasseziaceae. Bases 1 to 1476 code for a protein of 491 amino acids. The record is from RefSeq and is a predicted model, not a curated record. The transcript has a single exon.